Messenger RNA from Chara braunii, 2028 nucleotides. Lineage: Eukaryota; Viridiplantae; Streptophyta; Charophyceae; Charales; Characeae. The record is from the annotation of a GenBank genome assembly.
AGAGAGAGAGAGAGAGAGAGAGAGAGAGAGAGAGAGAGAGAGAGAGAGAGAGAGAGAGAGAGAGAGAGAGAGAGAGGAUGGCGUGCAUUUCCGUGCGAGAAAUAGGAGGUGUUUGGCACAGUGUUGGGGUGAAUGAUCGAACAGGUGUGGAAAACCGUCGUUCUGGGUCGAAGGAGGGAGGAGGAGCGCGUAUUUUCUCGCGGGUGGGGCAUGGAGAGAGAGGAUCUUCCGCCCACUCUCGUUUCCUCCCCAUCUCCUGCGACUCCUACUCGGCAUUUCGCUGUAGCAGGGUUGUGAAGAUCGAGGCCGCUUGCGCAGCGAACAAAGGUGUGGCCAUCUCAUUGGGGAAUGAUGCAUCGUGUCAGUCCUUAGAGAGUGGCAAUCUAUGGAGCUACGUUGGGGUUAGCUCCGGCGGGACAAGAUGCCGCGCCGCCUCUGGCGGCGGCGGCGGCUAUGGGCUCCCCUCCCCCGGUCUUAAGCAGCAGAUCGGGAUCGGUCGCGACGACAUUGGCAGGCUUGGAAGGAGCAGUGGUCAGCUGCCACGUGGAACGCGCCGGAAAUCCGCCGCCGCCGUUCUCAUUGUCGUGCGCGCGGCCGCCAAUCCGGAUACCGACGACGCCGGCAGCUCAAGAGGAGGAGGGGGGAGCGGCGGCGGCGGAACCUCCGUCUUGGUGGUGGGAUCUGGAGGAAGAGAACAUGCGCUGUGCUGGGCAUUGUCCCGCUCUCCCUCCACGUCGACAGUCCUGUGCUCGCCGGGAAAUGCGGGCAUCGGCUUGUCGGGAGAUGCCACGUGUCUCGCCGAUCUUGACGUGGCGGACCACGAGGCGGUGAUUGCGCUCUGUCGGGAUCGCGGAGUCGGGUUGGUGGUCGUGGGUCCGGAGGUUCCGCUGGUGGCGGGCCUGGCGGACGCGCUCUGCGCCGCGGGCAUCCCGACGUUCGGUCCUUCCGCGCAGGCGGCGGCGCUCGAAGGCUCGAAGGCGUUUAUGAAGCGCAUUUGCGCGGAGCACGGGAUCCCGACGGCGGCGCACGCUACCUUCACCGACGCGGAGGCGGCAAAGCGCUACCUCGCGGAGGUCGGCGCGCCGAUCGUCGUGAAGGCGGACGGGCUGGCGGCGGGAAAAGGCGUCGUGGUGGCGCAGACGGAGGAAGAGGCGGCGCAAGCUGUGGACGCCAUGCUGGGGCUGCAGGGGGAGGGAGGCGGGAAGAUCCUGAUCGAGGAAUUCUUGGAAGGGGAGGAGGCAUCCUUCUUUGCGCUCGUGGAUGGGGAGCGUGCGCUUCCGCUGGCUUCCGCGCAGGACCACAAGGCCGUCGGUGACGGGGAUACUGGGCCCAACACCGGCGGAAUGGGCGCGUACUCCCCCGCUCCCGUGCUGACACCGGAGAUCGAGCGGGCGGUGAUGGAGACCAUCAUCAAUCCGACGGUCAAGGCGAUGGCAGAGGAAGGUUGCCCUUUUGUGGGCGUUCUAUUCGCGGGGCUGAUGAUUGACAGCAAGACGAACAUGCCAAAGCUUCUCGAGUACAACGUCAGAUUCGGGGAUCCAGAGUGCCAGGUGCUGAUGACGAGGUUGGAGUCAGACCUCACAGAAGUGCUGCUCGCGGCAUGCCGAGGAGGUCUCGACGGUGUCCAGCUCAAAUGGUCCGAUGAUGUGGCCCUGGUCGUGGUAUUGGCUUCGAAAGGGUAUCCUGGAAACUAUCAGAAAGGGUCCGUCGUCAACGGCCUGGAUCAGGCAGAGAGGGCGGCGCCGGGGAUCAAGGUGUUCCAUGCGGGAACGGGUCUGGACGAGAACGGGCAGAUUAUUGCGACCGGUGGUAGAGUGCUCGGUGUGACGGCUGUUGCCCCCAAUGUAAUACAGGCAAAGGAAAAUGCGUACAAGGCUGUCGACCGCAUCGACUGGCAAGAAGGGUUUUGCAGGACGGACAUCGGUUGGAGGGCUGUGAGCAGAGCCAGAAGUAGUGCGCAGGCGGUCGUCACAAGUUCAUAGUUUGUGUUUCUCUUUCUUUUUUCUUAAACAAAUUUCUGGAUUCGAA